Messenger RNA from Parasteatoda tepidariorum (common house spider), 564 nucleotides. RefSeq names its product holothin acyltransferase-like. NCBI's taxonomy places the organism in Eukaryota, Metazoa, Arthropoda, Arachnida, Araneae, Theridiidae. The record is from RefSeq and is a predicted model, not a curated record.
AUGACACAAGUCUAUUGUGACAUCGUGAUGGGAGCCCCUAGAACCGACUACACCCUAUUCAAGAAUGAAACAUCAUGUUACGUCAAUUACAAUUCGCUCUCAGAAGAUCUCCCACCAGGUGUCGCCCUAAGACCCUAUCAAGACGAUCACUUGGACUUGGUGAGCGCAUACGACUACAACCUAAUGGGCUAUGAUCGCAGACACCUGCUGGAAUUGAGUUCUAGGGAAGAAAACAGUCAGACAUUUGUAGCUCUGAAUGGUAGGGAGUGUGUGGGUUUCGGUUCUGUUAAGUUGAGUUGCAUGGGUGCUGCUCGAAUAGGACCUCUCUACGCAGAUGAUGCAACAAUUGCGGAAGCAUUGUUGAAAAAUCUUUUAAAAUCAUUUCCUCGAGGGAGAGGGAUUAUGAUGGUGACACUGAGUAAUAAUUCUAAGGCGAAUAAUCUUAUGACUAAGUUAUCUGUACCUACAACCCAAGAAUUGGUUCAAGUUUUUUCUGAAAGAAUACUUGAAGUUGAUACACAUAAAGUUUACGCGCAUUUUGAUGUAAAUUUCUGCGUCUUUUAA